UGUCGUGUGUGGCAAAUGGUGGAUUGCGUUACUUUUUCUCGUGCUCCGUGUAAAAUAUUUACGUAAAAUAGUGUUCAUUUUGUGGUGCAGUGUUUCUGACUUACAGAAACAUGUCGGAAACACUGCCGAAUAAUAAGAAACAAGUUCCAAGGCAGCUGCGAGAACGCAAGCAACGUAAGCUCUAUUCCGAUGAGUGGGCUCUUGGAGAUGAUGAAGCGGAAGGCGGUAGAGGUUUCUCUCUCGCUGACAAGCUGGAGAGCCAGAGAUUUGAGCAUUCCGGGGCUGUCUUGGAAAUGCAAGGCACUGAUCUCACCAUAUCAUACCUGCAGAAGAAUGGGUUUACAACACCUCUCCUCUUUAAAGAUAAAGCUGGAUUGGGGUUGAGGUAA
Zerene cesonia (dogface butterfly) is the source of this 389-nucleotide messenger RNA. RefSeq names its product jmjC domain-containing histone demethylation protein 1-like. Bases 111 to 389 code for a protein of 92 amino acids. The record is from RefSeq and is a predicted model, not a curated record. NCBI's taxonomy places the organism in Eukaryota, Metazoa, Arthropoda, Insecta, Lepidoptera, Pieridae. The transcript has 2 exons.